Messenger RNA from Rhizophagus irregularis DAOM 181602=DAOM 197198, 1436 nucleotides. RefSeq lists its product as uncharacterized. Gene Ontology annotation, biological process: ergosterol biosynthetic process. Gene Ontology annotation, molecular function: Delta14-sterol reductase activity. Gene Ontology annotation, cellular component: endoplasmic reticulum membrane. The record is from RefSeq and is a predicted model, not a curated record. Lineage: Eukaryota; Fungi; Glomeromycota; Glomeromycetes; Glomerales; Glomeraceae.
GAAAAAAAAAAAAAAUGCUAUCAAAAAAACCUUUACAUAACCCUAAAACAACAGAAUAUGAGUUCUUAGGUCCAAUUGGAGCAUUCUUAAUGAUAACAGUACUUCCCUCUUUAGUAUAUUUAUUACAUUUAGGUUGUCAACCUGAAGGAUGUCCAUCCCCUGCUUUAGUCAAACAAUUAUUAAACCCACAACAACUAGCCCAAUUCUUUUCUACUGAAAAUAUCCUUUCUUUAUUUGAUUUACAAUCUUUUAUAGCUUAUGUAGGAUAUCUAAGUUAUCUUGUUCUUGCAUGGUAUCUUGUACCUGGAAGAUGGGUUGAAGGAACUCAACUUCGUGAUGGAAGUAAAUUAAAAUAUAAAGAAAAUGGAUUUCGUAGCAUGAUGUUAACACUUAGUAUAAUUGGAUGCACUAUAUUAUUUAAAGGAUAUGAACCUUUAUUAUUUAUUUAUGAUCAUUUUAUUGGGUUAAUGACUUGUUCCAUAAUUGUUUCUUUUUCGGUUGCUAUUUAUGUUUAUCUGGCUUCUUUUCAAGAAGGAAAAUUAUUGGCUCUUGGAGGAAACUCUGGGAACAUAAUCUAUGAUUUUAUGAUUGGAAGGGAAUUGAAUCCUCGGAUAGGAUCUUUUGAUAUAAAAUACUUUGUUGAAUUAAGACCUGGAAUAACUGAAUGGACAAUUAUUAAUAUUGCGAUGGCGGCCAAACAAUAUCAUGAUCUUGGGUAUAUUACGAUUGGAAUGAUUUUGGUAAUUAUAUUCCAGGGAUGGUAUUGUAUUGAUUCAGUGUAUAAUGAACCAGCGGUUUUAACUACAAUGGAUAUUACAACAGAUGGAUUUGGAUGGAUGUUAUCAUUUGGCAAUAUUACCUGGUUAGGAUUCCUUUAUCCUUUACAAGCAAGAUAUUUGGCUCUGAAACCAAAUCAUCUUUCUUGGUUGGAAAUUGCAAUUAUUGUAUCUCUUCAAACUAUUGGUUAUACUAUUUUUAGAGGGGCUAAUAAUGAGAAGAAUGCAUUCAGAAAUAAUCCUGAUGAUCCAAAGCUUAAAGAUCUUAAAUAUAUGACUACUGAAUCCGGAUCUAAAUUAAUUAUUUCUAGUUGGUGGGGUAAAGCAAGGCAUAUCAAUUAUUUAGGUGAUUGGAUAAUGUCAUGGGCUUGGUGUUUACCUUGUGGAUUUAACGAUAUAUUCCCAUAUUUUUAUGUGAUAUAUUUUGCAGUACUACUCAUUCACAGAGAAUUAAGGGAUGAAGAAAAAUGUAAAAAGAAAUAUAAGAAGGACUGGGAUAGAUAUUGUGAAAUUGUUAAAUAUAAAAUUAUACCCGGUAUUUAUUAAUGCACACAUAUACAGUAUAUUAUAUACAGUAUCUUAUAUACUAAAAUAAAUAACCAACUUUUAAAAAAUGAUUAUUUAAAUUAAUUAUAUUAUUAGACUUAAAAUAGGGACGGA